CCAAACUAGAGAAUUGACGGCAGUAUUUGUGAAGUUUUUUUUACAGUAUUAAUACUGUUCCUGUUAUUUAUUUCACAAGAUUUUGUACCAAAAAUUACUUCAAGAUGACUCUAGCUGACACUCCAAAUGAGAUCCAGCUGGAUAAUAUGCAUACUGAUCUUAUAUCAAAUAUCACUUUUGGCUCAUCAUCAAAUCAGUUCCUGCUCACUUCAUCUUGGGAUUCAACUGUGCGAUUGUAUGAUGUUAGUAACAAUACAAUGAGACUAAAAUAUACUCAUGAAGCACCUGUUUUAGACUGCUGUUUUCAGGAUGCUGUGCGUUGUUGCAUUGGAGGUUUAGAUGGUAAUGUGAAAAUGUAUGAUUUAAACUCAGAUUCAGAAGCUGUAAUUGGUAAACAUAAUGCUGGUGUAAAAUGUAUUGAAUACUAUCCAGAGGGUAAUGUUGUUGUUACUGGAAGCUGGGACAAGCAAGUUAAGCUGUGGGACACAAGAUCAAAUACUUGUGCAAAUUCAUUUGAGCAGCCAGAUAAGGUUUACACAAUGGCUAUAUGUGAUGACAAAUUAAUUGUUGGUACUGCUGGUAGAAGAGUACUUGUGUGGGACUUAAAAAUGGGAUAUGCCCCACAGCGUAGAGAAUCAAGUCUCAAAUACCAAACUCGUUGCAUUAGAUGUUUCCCCAAUAAAACAGGCUAUGUGCUUAGCUCUAUUGAAGGACGUGUAGCUGUGGAGUACCUAGAUCCCAGUACAGAAGUUCAAAAAAAGAAGUACGCUUUCAAGUGUCAUCGCAUUAAAGAAAAUAAUGGUGUUGAAAUGAUUUAUCCAGUCAAUACAAUUGCAUUCCACAGUGGUUACAACACAUUUGCCACUGGUGGCUCCGAUGGUUUCGUGAACAUUUGGGAUGGCUUCAACAAAAAAAGGCUUUGCCAGUUUCAUCGCUAUCCAACACACAUUUCUUCAUUAGCAUUCAGUCCUGAUGGCACAGCACUGGCUAUUGCAUCUUCGUUCAUUUAUGAAGCAGAAGCUGCGCCAGAUAAUGCAACACAUACCAUAUACAUCAAAACUGUCACAGAUCAAGAGACGAAGCCAAAAUAG
This is a messenger RNA of Uloborus diversus, 1091 nucleotides long. RefSeq names its product mitotic checkpoint protein BUB3-like. The coding region runs from base 105 to 1091 and encodes 328 amino acids. The transcript is spliced from 6 exons. Gene Ontology annotation, cellular component: bub1-bub3 complex; mitotic checkpoint complex; kinetochore. The record is from RefSeq and is a predicted model, not a curated record. Gene Ontology annotation, biological process: mitotic spindle assembly checkpoint signaling. NCBI's taxonomy places the organism in Eukaryota, Metazoa, Arthropoda, Arachnida, Araneae, Uloboridae. Gene Ontology annotation, molecular function: ubiquitin binding.